Molecule: messenger RNA, 3566 nt
Organism: Hypomesus transpacificus
Lineage: Eukaryota; Metazoa; Chordata; Actinopteri; Osmeriformes; Osmeridae
Product: pikachurin
Exons: 24
Coding region: 116-3301 (1061 amino acids)
Molecular function (GO): calcium ion binding; protein binding
Source: RefSeq, a predicted model, not a curated record
ACGCCCGUGCUCCUGCCUGAUUGACAGCCGGCUCUUCCCUGGUUGUUAACCCGUACCUGCCUAAUCUGGGUGGGAUGUCCAUUUAAUCGUUGUGUGGUUCUGAUAUGUGCAAGAAAUGGAUGUGAUCUUUAAACGAAAAACACGCCUGCCUUUUAUUUUGUUGGUUUUCACAUGCGCGUGGGCGAUGACUUCUGCGAUUAAACAGAGGACUUAUGUCAGAGAGCGACUCAGUCCGCCCCUGGACAUCGAGCUGCAGACCAUCAACUGCAGCGCGGUCCAGGUCCGGUGGCGGAUACCGUGGAGGCACGUCAGCACGGUUACCGGCUACAAGGUGUUCUACGCGGUCAUGAAAAACGGGCGCCCUGCAGGUUCUGCCCUGGCCGUGAACGUUCCCCUGAGUUUGGACGUGUUGGCUGCGGUAAAGUUCGAUGGACAAACAGCUGUUGAUGUGGAGGUGGGUGGUCUGAGGCCGGGUACCCAGCAUGUGUUCAGCGUGGGGGCGUACGGCUGGGCAGGGGAGGGGCGUGCCAGUGUGCCCCGCAGGAUCAGAACCCUCAACCCAGAGAUCUGCAUGCCCCCUGUUGCGCCCUCCCAGCCAAGGGUGGUCUCUGUGUCAGACACUGAGAUUAAGUUGUCCUGGCAACCUGCCGAGAGGGAGGGCGGCCUGGCAGCCCUUCGCUUUCUCGUGUCUUACAUCAGACCAGGAGUGGACUCAGACUGGACCUCUGUUGAAGAUUCAGUGGGCAGCAGCUCUGUGGUUGUGCCUGGUCUGGACCCAGACACCCAGUACCAGUUUGCUGUCCAGGCGGUCAACAGCUACGGCACUAGUCCUCUCAGCACCAUCAGCCACCCAGCAUGGACCCUCAGGUCUCAGUAUGAAGGCAGUGGCAUUGUGGCUCUGGGUUACCCCGGCAACCACAACUUGUCUGAGGAGGAAGCGCGCGACUUUCACGGACUACGUCAUAAUGUUCCUCUUCGAGAGACUGUUAUCUACUCAAAAGAGACCAGCAUAAGAUCUCAACUCAGCUCCAAGACUCUCAUCUCGGACGCCGGAGGAGAAGAAGAAAAAAUCUCCCGGGAUGUCAGAAAAACUACAACUCCCAGCAGGACUACAGUCACCGGCCCGAUCCUCCUAGCCUCCUCGCCACAUCCUGAAAGAGUCUCCCUAGUUUCCACCCCACCAUCCAACUCCACCACCAGCCCUUCCUCACCUCCCUCCCCCCUGCUCCCCCAUCCUCCCCCGCCCCCCGCCAGCGCUGGGGGCUGGAGGAGGGGACUCCACGACCUGACCUGCGAGGACACCGUGUGUCCGGCCCACAGCGUGUGUGUCGACGACUUCCAGAGCGGGGGGUCACGCUGCUACUGCGCCCUGGGUCUGGGGGGAAAGGCCUGUUCUGAGGUGGUGAUGGCGAGCUAUCCCAAGUUCCACGGCUUCUCCCACAUAGCAUUUGAACCUCUGAAGAAGUCCUACCACACGUUACAGAUCACCCUGGACUUCAAGGCGGACUCUGACAGCGGGCUGCUACUGUUCUGUGGGGAGAGUGACCAGGGCGAGGGUGACUACGCCUCCCUGGCGCUCAUCCAUGGCAGGCUCCACUUCCGGUUCAACUGUGGCACCGGCAGCGGGCACAUGGUGAGCGGGCGGCGUGUGACGCCGGGCCGGUGGCACACGGUGUCCAUCGCCAGGGUGGGCGUCACGGGCUGGCUGAGGAUGGACAAUGACACGCCCGUCACAGGACGCUCACAGGGAGACUACACCAAGAUCACCUUCCGAACCCCUCUCUAUGUGGGUGGAUCCCCCAAUGUCUAUUGGCUGAUCAGGACCACGGGGACCAAUCGUGGCUUCCAGGGGUGUAUCCAGAUGCUGAGCAUCAACAACAGGAUGAUGGACAUGAGGCCCUGGCCAAUAGGAUUGGCUCUGAGUGGAGCGGACGUGGGUGUGUGUAGUGCCAGUGUUUGUGCUGACGUCAGCUGUGCCAAUGGAGGAACCUGCGUCACCAGCAGCACAGACGGCUAUCUGUGUCUGUGCCCGCUCGGCUACAGGGGGCGGAGGUGCCAGGAUAGCUUCCUCCUGGUGGUCCCUCUCUUCAGAGCAGCCGUGCGCUCGUACGCUAGCGCCCCCUGGCCCCGGGGCCCCCGCUAUUACCUGUCCUUCCAGGAGCUGGAGGUGGUGUUCCUGCCGACGGCCUCCGACGGCACGCUGCUCUACAGCCAGGACUCAGACACCAGGGACUUCCUGUCCGUCACUCUGGCGGGAGGCCACCCGGAGCUACGCUUCGACUGUGGCUCUGGGACUGCUGUGAUCAGAAGUGAGGCGCCCGUCUCCCUGAACGAGUGGCACGAGCUGCGGGUGUGGAGGACUGGCAGAGCAGGCAUCCUCCAGGUGGACAACCAGAGGCCUGCCCACGGCCUGGCAGAGGGGGCGUUCACCCAAAUCAGAUGUGGGGGUCCGCUGUUCAUUGGGGGGGUCCCUGACCACAGCAGCACUAAGAUCCAGGCUGGACUCACUCAACCCUUCACUGGCAGCAUUCAGAAGAUCAGGGUGAACGGCCAGCGGCUGCGCCUGCCCCAGGACCUCUCAGCCGGGGUCAACCUGGACAACUCCCUGCACCCCUGCGUAGGAAACCCCUGUGUGAACGCAGGCUGGUGCCGGCCCCGAGGCCCUGGGUACGAGUGUGAUUGCCCUCUGGGGCGGGCUGGGAAACACUGCCAGCAAGAAUGUGGGACAUACUGCAUGAACUUCACAGAGCCCACGGCAUUGCCCCGGUUUAUUGGCCGAAGCUACCUCACUUACGACAAGAAAGACAUUUUAAGAAGGGUGUCAGGCUACAGCACCAGUGUGUUCCUCCGCUUCAGGAGCUCCUCUCAGCAUGGACUGUUGCUAUGGCGAGGGCACAUGCCUCUUAGGGUCAACACUGACUUCAUGUCUCUGAGCUUGACGAGCGGGGCUCUCCUCUUCAGCUACAACCUGGGAAGUGGUGUUGCCACACUGAUGGUGAAUGGAUCCUUCAGCGAUGGCCAAUGGCAUUGGGUCAAAGCAGUCAGAGAAGGCCAGGUUGGGAUGCUGACUGUGGACCAAUCAGAGAGCAGCACUGGAAGGUCACCUGGCAACAUGAGACAGCUCAACACCAACACCGAUCUCUUCCUGGGGGGAGUGAAGGAGCGAGGCGUGGAUGCCCAGGGCGUGUACAUGUGGGGGCUUAUGGGCUGUGUGUCUCACCUCAGCCUCUCCCCAAACCACCACCUCUCCCUGCUGGAGGACUCAGCUAGAGGCCGGAACAUCCACACCUGCGGAACCUGACUCCCCUGCCUCUCGUUUUCCCAGGGACUCUUUUACAGGGGGUCUGGUUGGCUACAAAGCCGCACUGAGACUGAAAGGUGCAGCAUCUGUGACCGUGCUUGUGGCUGACAGACGGGCUCCCUACAGGGCAACUGUAGAACUGACUGACCCAUCAUGUGAAAUGACCACUCACCACCUUCAAAAGAAAGGCGCUUUAUAGCAGGGCAGAUGCCAUUGAAACAUUGUAAGAAAAACUUGAUUGCUGUCUGGAAAUCAUAAAGGUGAU